UUCUACAGUUGCUUCCUCCCUCCCUCCACACGCACAAGCAAGCUAAAUUAACGCCAAGACUUCGAUCCAUGGGAUGACCGACUCUCUUUUCUUUCCAAAUUCAUCAUCUGUCAAAUGAAAAUUCUGAAUCUGUGCAUUCUACACUCACUCUGGAGGUCCAUAUUUCUGUCUCCGUAUCCAUAUAUAAUCGUAAUCUACAUUACUAAUAACAAGACAGAAAGGGGGAAGGCGGAGAAGAAGGGGAACAAAGAAGGCGAUGCAUUCCAUAAAAGACAGAGUUUCAGCGACCCUUUCACGUCUCUUCUCUGAUUCUCCAAUUCAAACUGUUGACAAUCAACCUCAGGCUGGGCCAGAUACGAAGGACAGAAAGUCUAUAUCUUCACUACUUUCCUAUGUGCUCCCAUCAUCAAAUUUUGACAGGUCGAAAGAUCAGCAAGAUAAAACUCCAGUCCAGUCACCUUCUUUUACAUGGAGAAGUAGAAGCUUUAAAUGGGAAGAUAGACCCUUGGAAAGAUUUGAUGAUUGUGACAUUGAGAACGAUUGCGAUGAUAUCCCGAACUUUUACAGGGAAAAUAGAGAAAGCGAAUUUAAUAGGAUCUGUAAUUUAAAUGGUUACGCAGAAAACCUCGAGCCUAACUCUGCAAGGAGUGUUGCUAGUGGUUGUGAAGUCUUUGAGGAUGCCCAUGAUGGAGUUGACUUUGGCUCCAUGCCUAAUCUUAUUAAAGAGUCUCGUUUUAUUACCCCCGACUUGUAUGAGUUUCUCCAAGCAUCACUUCCUAAUCUAGUCAAAGGGUGUCAAUGGAUAUUACUGUACAGCACGGAUAGAGAUGGUAUUUCACUUCGCACACUCAUUCACAAGAGCACUGAUGUUUCUGGUCCAUGUUUGCUAAUUACUGGUGAUAAGGAAGGUGCUGUAUUUGGUGGAUUGCUUGAGGCACCCUUGACACCCACUGCAAAAGCAAAAUAUCAGGGGACAAAUCAAACAUUUGUGUUUACAACUAUAUAUGGUGCGCCGAGGCUGUUUAUACCAACUGGUGCCAAUAGAUAUUUCUUUUUGUGCAAGAAUGAGCAACUUGCCUUUGGAGGGGGAGAACAUUUCGCUUUAAGCUUGGAUGGAGAUCUGCUGUCUGGCAGCAGUGGACCUUGUGAGACUUUUGGGAACUCAUGCUUAGCAAAUAAUGAAGAAUUUGAAUUAAAGAAUGUUGAGCUUUGGGGUUUUAGACAUGCAUCUCGAUACCUUGUAUGACUGAUGCAACAUCUCAAGAAUUUGUAUAGUGUGAAGAGUGGCUACAUAACGAAGACACAACGAACAUCAUUCGAAGGCGUCUCUUCAUCAUUACUUCAGUGAUGACAAGCAUUAACCUGCUAGGCUGCUAACUACAUACAACCAUGUUGUAUUGGUUUUUAAAUUAAAGUAAAUUGACACGGUUAUAGUGGGGUCUGAACAUCUAAGAAUUUUUUGUCAUCUGAACAUAAUUGACAUGGUGUACGGUGUACCUGACCAUUGGCAUAUAUGUUUACAUGUAUACGGAGAUGAACAAUCAUCACCAAUGAUGAAUAUAUACUACUACGUAUGUAACACU
Cuscuta epithymum is the source of this 1583-nucleotide messenger RNA. The record is from the annotation of a GenBank genome assembly. Lineage: Eukaryota; Viridiplantae; Streptophyta; Magnoliopsida; Solanales; Convolvulaceae.